AUGGACUAUGAAGGCAUCUACCGAAAGUCAGGUGGUGUGGGUCAGAUGAGACAAAUUCAGCUUGCAUUUGAGAGAGGUGAGGUGCCUAAUCUGAUUGAUGAGGAGAAAUGGAACGAUAUAUGUGCAGUGACAAGCGUAUUGAAACAAUACUUUCGUGAACUUCCUAAUCCGCUCUUUACAUAUGAACUCCAUCCCAAAUAUAUGGAUGCUAUGACCAUUUCUAAUAGCGCAGAACAGUUGCAGACGAUGACUCAAUUGAUUCAAAUGCUUCCUAUUGAAAACUUUAAUACCUUAAAGUACUUGAUGGAACACUUGCACAGAGUACAAUUAAGACAAAAAGAAAACUUGAUGACGUCCAAGAAUCUUGCUGUCAUCUUUGGACCUACUUUACUUCGGCACAAGGAUGAGAAUAGGGAUCUUUUGGAGAUGAGCUACAAGAUCGGAGUCAUUGAAUUUAUACUCAAUAAUGUGGAUAAACUGUUUAUAAUCGAAACCUUGGGUGGAAAGAACAAUACGGAGAAUCGUAAAGUUCAUCUGCCACCUGUUAACAAAGGAGAAGAUUUGAGCACUGUUCUUGCGAAUUACAAUAAUGAUCUCACAGCUCUUCCUGCUGUGCCUCCAAGAGAGAAUGCAAAUUAUAUAUAG
This is a messenger RNA of Rhizopus microsporus ATCC 52813, 645 nucleotides long. RefSeq names its product RhoGAP-domain-containing protein. The record is from RefSeq and is a predicted model, not a curated record. Gene Ontology annotation, biological process: signal transduction; regulation of GTPase activity. Bases 1 to 645 code for a protein of 214 amino acids. NCBI's taxonomy places the organism in Eukaryota, Fungi, Mucoromycota, Mucoromycetes, Mucorales, Rhizopodaceae. The transcript is spliced from 3 exons. Gene Ontology annotation, cellular component: cytoplasm.